Osmerus eperlanus (European smelt) is the source of this 1733-nucleotide messenger RNA. RefSeq names its product opsin 7, group member d (gene opn7d). Gene Ontology annotation, molecular function: G protein-coupled photoreceptor activity. Gene Ontology annotation, cellular component: plasma membrane. The transcript is spliced from 6 exons. Gene Ontology annotation, biological process: G protein-coupled receptor signaling pathway; cellular response to light stimulus; phototransduction. The record is from RefSeq and is a predicted model, not a curated record. Lineage: Eukaryota; Metazoa; Chordata; Actinopteri; Osmeriformes; Osmeridae. The coding region runs from base 494 to 1696 and encodes 400 amino acids.
GUGUGCGAGAAACAGAAAGACAGAGGGAAAAAAAGAGAGAAAGAGAGUGUGCUGGAGAAAGAGAGUAGGGUGGUACUUUAUGUCAUCAGCGAGACUCAGAGCUUUCCAGUAUUGUGCCGUUUCCUCCUCUUCCUCUCAAUGGUUGGACUGGUAUCCCUGUGGGCUGAGCAUUCUGCUCCCGCACGCUAGGACCACUGCUGCUCCACAAUCAGGACUUCAUUUGACCGUGUUUGUGCCAGUGUGUGAACGUGUGUUUGUCCGUGUCUGUGGCUGCUUGUCUGCUUGGAUGUGUGUGAGUGUGCAUGUCACAGAGGAGAGAGGCUGCAGCUGGACUCACAGUGUAGGUCUGUGAACCUGGUCGGGUCUUCCUCUUCUCUCUCCGUGGCUGUCCGAGCUGGUCUCUCCCGUGGUGUGGCAAGGGGCAGAGGCUCUGUCCUGCUCUCCACCUGGCCUCCAUGAGUUUAUCUGAGGACACACAUCUCCUCCCAGGAAGAUGGGAAAUGCUUCAGACUCAACCCUAUUUGUCUCAACUAUCUCUAAGGAGUAUGAUAUCCUCAUGGGUACAUUGUAUAUCCUGUUCUGUGUUAUGUCACUACUGGGGAAUGGUGUCCUGCUACUUGUUGCAUAUCAGAAGCGGUCGACCUUGAAGCCGGCUGAGUUCUUCAUAAUUAACCUGGCCAUCAGCGACCUUGGGAUGACCAUGUCUUUGUUCCCUCUUGCCAUUACUUCAGCUUUUGCUCAUAGGUGGAUGUAUGAUGAGGUUACCUGCCAGAUAUAUGCUAUGUGUGGGGUUCUGUUCGGUCUGUGCAGCCUGACCAACCUCACAGCCCUCUCAUCUGUUUGCUGCCUCAAAGUCAGCUUCCCCAACUACGGUAACAAAUUCUCCUCGUCUCACGCCUGCCUCCUGGUGGCUGGAGUGUGGUGCUACGCCUCUGUGUUUGCUGUUGGCCCCUUGGCACAUUGGGGACGCUAUGGGGCGGAGCCUUACGGCACAGCCUGCUGCAUCAACUGGCAUGCUCCCAACAACGAACCGACGGCCAUGUCUUACAUCGUCUGCCUCUUCCUCUUCUGCUAUGCUCUGCCAUGCACCAUCAUCUUCCUCUCCUACACCUUCAUCCUGCUGACAGUACGUGGCUCCCGACAGGCCGUCCAGCAGCACGUAUCGCCCCAGACCAAGACCACCAACGCUCACGCCCUCAUUGUGAAGUUGUCGGUGGCAGUGUGUAUUGGCUUCCUGGGUGCAUGGAGUCCUUACGCUGUGGUGGCCAUGUGGGCAGCCUUUGGGGAUGCCACUGCCGUACCUCCGGUUGCCUUUGCUCUGGCAGCCAUCUUUGCCAAGUCCUCCACCAUCUACAACCCUAUUGUGUACCUACUUUGCAAACCUAACUUCCGUAAGUGUCUGUACCGAGACACAUCCACGUUCCGUCAGAAGAUCUGCAGGGGCAGUCCUCGUCUUGAGCAAGCCGAUCCUUUUGGAUCCACCUCCCAACGCAACAACAAGGACAUGAGCAUUUCUACACGCUUCUCCAAUGGACAGCCAGAGUGCCACGGGGUGUGUCUGCACUGUGCUGAGGAAGGAACGCCACACGGUCACUCGGACACGCCCCAGAAGACUGCAUGCAUGAUGACAGGCUCCACCUUCACUGCGGUGACUGUGGGUGAGCUCUCGGCCAAACUGCAGUCUGAAUUCCUAUAGGGCAUCAUCCUCUCUGAGGAAGACAAGGAGAGACAGA